Spinacia oleracea (spinach) is the source of this 2594-nucleotide messenger RNA. RefSeq lists its product as uncharacterized. Bases 270 to 2291 code for a protein of 673 amino acids. The record is from RefSeq and is a predicted model, not a curated record. The transcript has 7 exons. Lineage: Eukaryota; Viridiplantae; Streptophyta; Magnoliopsida; Caryophyllales; Amaranthaceae.
GUUCAAAUUUUGAAUACGGUUCGGAUUCGGGGCCGGGUCAAUUCAUAGUUUUUUUCCGGGACUGACAAUUGAUACACUUGUCGAACCUUUUUAAGGAGAUGAAAAUGGCGGAAUCAAUAUAUGCGCAACACUGAAUUGGAAAUUCAAACUCAGUGACUCAGUGAAACAGACAGAGAAGUUCAACGCUUCCGAUUCCUGUCAUCGUCAUUAAACGUCUAUCUCAACGGCCAGAAUAUCUGUUUCUGGGCGAGUAGUAAAGCCUUGAUCACAUGGAAGAAGAGGUGUCUGAUUCUACACUUCCAUGGAGUUGGGUUAUUGAGGCCUUAGCAAAGUCCCGGCUUGUGGAUGCAAGUCUUCUAUAUGAGUUGGUUUCAAAGGCGCCGCCCUUAUUGGAGGAUUCGGGGAGAAAAGCGAGGGAAGCUGCUGCGUUGAGGUGUUUGGAGGGGCUUUGUGGUUCUCCAAAUGCUUCCGGUGAUUAUCAUCUAGUGCCUGAAUGGUCGAAAAUUUGGUUUGAUCCAGCAGAAAGUUGUGAAGCUGUCCUUCAACGCAUUUGGAGUGAGACUUCAGGUUCUAAGGGGGCGUUGGAUGAGUUGAAAUGCGUUAUUCAGUCUUUUGUAAAGCACAAAAAAGCAAGUUCGCCGAGAUCUACUUUGGGAGUGUUGAAGGAUAUGCUUGUAAACGAUACACAUCCACUUUUUGCGUCGCUGAAGGAAGUCAGUGGAGUCUCUGUUGGAGAUCAAUGUGUGUUAAAUAUUCCCUUCGAUGGUGGUGAUCCAACAUCCCCUCCAUUAAGGAGUGAUGAAGAUGAUCACGGCGAUAAAACUAUGCUAGCAGAAGAAAAUGGGUGUUCCCCGAGAUCUGGUAUUGAAGAUCAGCUAGGACAAGCCUAUUUUACGAAUGGAAAUUCACCUACCUUUAGAGGUGGUAUAAGUAGUUGCCAUACAGAUAAUCAUGUGGAAAAGGUUGAGGAUGCCUCUCAUGACGUGGACAAUCAAUGCCUCCCUCGAAAGAAGCUUAAAUUGGACAAGGAGUAUGGCAUGCAGUCUAAGCAUCACCAUUCAGUUCCUGUUGGUAGCAAUCUAAUGUGUAACAGUGCAGAAGAUGGACAAUAUCAUGAAGUCAUAAAAGAAUAUGGAAUACAUGAUAGGGAAGCAUAUGGCAAAGAUGUAGAUGAGCAGUCUAGAACUUAUGUGGAAAAUCAAGAUCAUCAACAAAUUUCACCUAAUAAUGAUGACCACUGCCGCGAAGAGAUUGAUCUUUCCAAGAAAAACGCUUUCUUAAGUUCUCAACUUGUGUGUACUAGAGACUCCCAUGGAAUGACAGAGACAGAGCUAAAUCGUUGUGCGAAGUGCAAUAAAGGUGGACAAUUGUUAUCUUGCAGUGCUAGUAGCUGCCCCUUGAUGUUUCAUAAGAGCUGUUUAGGUUGCUCAUUCAGCUUUGAUGAUCAAGGAAACUUCUGCUGUCCGUUUUGUGCAUAUUCCUAUGCAGCUUCUGAGUAUGUUAGAGCCAAAGAAAAGGUUUCUGUAGCAAGGAAAGAGCUCUCGCUAUUUAUUGGUGGGAGGACUGGUGAUCAGCCAGAAUAUGAUGGUGAUACAUCAUCGGGGGACGAUGUCAACCAAGCCAAGCAAAAUAAUAUUGAUAAUACAGCUGAAGUGAAGAAAGGUGCUAAUGUUGUAAGUGAAGUUGCUAAGCCUCAUCAGAGGAGUUUGAAAGGUAAACAGUUGAAUAUUUCACACUCAUCUGCCUACUUGAAUAAUGGAUUUGUAAUGGCUACACACCAACAGCUUUCUUUAAAAGACAGACAGGGUGCUGAAAUAAUUAUCGAACUUUCAAGAGACCCAUCUUUAAUCUGGAAACAGGGACAGGAUGAUCAUGAUUGUGACGGUGGCAAGUUUUCUGGUGAUAAUAAUGAGCUAAAAAAUCGUGGAGAAAAUACUAGGUGUAAAAUUACUGAGCUUUCAGAAAAUGCUUCCUCUGAUUCAAUCAGUGACUCAGAUGGAUCACCACAAGAUAAGAGGAAUCAUGUUACCAGUUCCUUGCCUUUCCCUAGACCAAUAAGAGCAAUUCCAGGAACUCCACCAGGUCGACGAAACAAGGUUCGUUGGACGGCAGAGGAAGAAGCAAUGUUGAAGAAAGGAGUAGAAAUGUACGAUAUAGGGAAUGGUCGAGCCAUCCCGUGGAAAAAUAUAUUGGAAUACGGACGUCCUGUGUUUCGGAAGGGUCGAACAGCUGUAGACCUCAAGGAUAAAUGGAGGAAUCUCGCUCGGGAUACAAACCCUAAAGUACAGUGAAGUUGUAUCUUCUCUGAUCUAAUUAUGUAGAUAGCUCUUUUUUGUAGCAAUGCUUUUAGGCCUUUCUGGUAAGAGUUUCUUUUGUAACCUCUUUUGGGCGGUAGAUAUCCAGUAUUUUCCUUUGUAGACGGGGGGGUUGCCUUUUUUGUAUGAACCAAGACCUUUUGUAGGAUUGGCGCAGUUAUUGUAACAUAAAAAUGACAUUUGAAUCUCUUACCCUGAAGUUGAAAGUAAUUAUGCAAUUAUCUCAUUUGUAAACUAAGGUUUCCAUGACAUAAAUAAAGUUGUUGUAUUACAGUAGUA